Molecule: messenger RNA, 4896 nt
Organism: Hyphopichia burtonii NRRL Y-1933
Lineage: Eukaryota; Fungi; Ascomycota; Pichiomycetes; Serinales; Debaryomycetaceae
Gene: NUP188
Product: Nup188p
Exons: 1
Coding region: 1-4896 (1631 amino acids)
Biological process (GO): protein import into nucleus; RNA export from nucleus
Cellular component (GO): nuclear pore inner ring
Molecular function (GO): structural constituent of nuclear pore
Source: RefSeq, a predicted model, not a curated record
AUGGCUAAUUUAAGGCCAAUUCAAACUACACAAUUAUGGACUUUCGAUAGCGCCUUGAGCUUGUUGAGAUCCUUCUGCGAUCCUUAUAUAGUUGGAGCUUUGGACCAAUAUUUAUUGCAGAAUAGUGAAGUUUUGUUGAACCCUGCACCAUUCUCAAAAACUAAAGAAGAAGAAGCUUAUAAAAGAAAAGAAUUAUCUCUUCGAAACACCAUAUAUACUGAUAUAACUGAUAGCAAUUUGAAAGAUGCUGAAAAAUUGACUCAAUUAUUGAAUUUGGAUAAUAAAGAAGUAUUAAGAAUUGUCAGACAAACUUGCAUUAAGACCCCAGAAAGAAAGUUGACAAAUUAUGGAAAGUUUAGAUCAAAAUUACCCGAUGAUCGUGAAAAGUACUUGGAAGAAGAGAGAUUGUUAUUAUACACCGGCAAAAUCUUAAAGGAAAGAAGAACUGUUCUUCGAUUGGUCAUUGAAUUAUUGAAUAAUAAACUUAACCCUAAUGUCUCUUCGAUUGUUCAAAACUUGGGUAAAGAUAUUAUACUUUCUGACUCUUAUAUUGAAAAAUUAAUUUCCAGUUUAUCUUCGUCGGUAGAGUCAAUAAUUAAUAAAAGCUACUUGACUGGAAUAUCUUCCGAAUUAGAUGAUACUAUUUAUACUGAAACUAUAUUAUUUAUUAUUGAAUCUUUGAAAGUUUUAGUUGAAUUAUUGAUUUCCAAUAAUUUGAAGAAAGAAACUGUUUUCAAGUGGUUUGAGUUUAUGAACUCAACCAACUUUUUAUUGUCAUUAGGCCCUCAUAUUUCCUUCACAGAAUCAUUUGCAUUAAUACAGGGUAUUGUUACCGUGUUAACUAUUCAGGUUCUUGACAUUGACAAUGAUCUUGAUACUUCAGAUUUAAUUUCGUACCUUAAUGAUGGAUCAACUUUCAAGUUUAUGAAUGAAGUGAUUUUGGAUUCUGAAAAUUCAAAUACUAUCUUAUUAUUUACUUGGGGAAUAAUCUUAUUAAAGAAGAAAAUUAUUUUAGAAGACGCUUUGGAAAAUAAUAAUAAAUCUUUAACAUCCUUCAUCGAACAAAUUUCACUCGAGAACAUCAAUUUAUCAAUCAACCAUUUAAGUAAUCGUGUUUCAACUGUCGAUGUUUUCAGCAACUUAUCAAAACUCGAUGAUUUAUUGAAAUUCGACAAUAUAUACGCAUCAAUAUUAUCUACCCUUAUUCUAUCAAUUUUACCUUUGGUAUCUGCCACCCCAGAUAUUUGCUCUACCAUUUCACAAAUUUUGAGAAAUGCUCCAAAUAGUAUGAUCCAAAGAUUUUUCGAUAAUGAAGCUGCUGAAAGUAUUAUUAUUUUGUCAAGAGCAAAGUUUCCUAUAUUAUUAUCUCCAUAUUUAAGAAUUGCAUCAAUUAAUGGUAAUUUUGCGUUUCAUGAGUUUCAAGAAUUAAGAUCAUAUAUUUCAUUAUUCAAUAAAAGUGAAUUUAAUAGUCUUUACGAUAUCGAUAGUGAUAAUACUGACUUGAUAAAGUUAAACAAAUCCAUUGAUCUUUUCCCACCUUUCGAAGUCAAUCAAAAAUUAUCUUUGGUUCUUAAUAAGGAUACUAAAGGUAAAUUAUUACCAGCAGGUAAUCAAGAUCAAGUUUUGGUUACUUUCUUAUACAACUUUAAUGGUUGGGCUUUCUUGGGACGUGUUUUGCAGAAUGUGUCUAAAAUUUUCGAUAUUUCCGAUAAAGAAAAGGUUGAUUUCAUCACCGAUAUAUUGACUUUGCUUAAUAAAGUUGUUGAAGACAAUUCGCCAGAUGAAGCGAAAUUGGCUUUUGAAGCUAUGUCUGCUUUCACUGAUGAUUCAGACAUUAUCGAGGUGAUUAUUAGAUUAUUCGAGCAAGCUUUGCACUCUCGUAAUAUUGACAUGUUAGAACCUCUAAUCACUCUUUUGAGUAAUGUCACGCCAUUUUUAUCCUAUAGAAUAUGGCCAUGCUUGUCAAAAUCGUCUUUAUUAUCUGAUAAUGGUAAAGAAGGAUUUGCCGCAACUAUUUUUGGUGCAAUUGAAAUGGUUAAAGGUGACUAUAAGUUUACCACUGGUUUAAUAAGAUUAGUGGAUUCUCUUGUUCAAAACUGUUUGUCUCUUGAUGAGGACUACCCUAUAAAGUCUAAAAGUGCUGUUCUAUCUAGAUUCGUGGGUCACUUGAUUUUGGUUUUUGAAAGUUUCAUUCAUUGCCGUUUCAAUGAAGGUUAUCAAAAGUUAGAAGUAGGUGUAUUGAUCUUGGAUAUUUUCUCUAAUAUCUUAAUCAAUGUCUAUGGUAUUGACGAAGAAUCUGCUCCUAAUGAAAAAGUAACAAAAGUUUUCGCUGAUGCAUCAAUGAAAAUUCUUGACUCAUUUUUGGUUACCAACUCCGAUUACUCCAGAUCCUCUUUCCCAAUCAUAUCAAUGAUUGAUUCCAUUACAAAAAAUUCCAAUGUAUACGAAUUAUGUGAUAUUUCCGGAUUUUGGUACGAAACUUGGAUUCAUCGUGGACUCACCUUUGCUCAACAAAUCAUAACUAUAAGAUCGGCAUUGGGCUACUUCCCGUCUACUUUUGAAAAAGAUUUAUUUUCUAAGUUACCUUUGUUAGUUACAGCAUACGCCCAACGUGAAAGCUUGAGGAAAAAUGUAUUAGACUUAAUAAUUGCUUUAACUACUGGUAAAUGGGAACACGAACCAAUUCCAUCUUUGCUUUCCCAUUUAGGUCGUGAUCACGCACAGAUCUUGUUGCAUUCUUUAUCCUCUGAUCUUGAUAAUGUUUUCGAUGACUACAAAAUGAAGAUUUCAUUAUACGACUUCAUUUGCGCAGUCAUGGAUGGUAAUCAAGAAGGUCUCUCGGUACUUUUUAUAAGUGGUAGAGAUGUUUUUGGAGAAUUUACAAAUAAUGGUAAAAAAGAUAAAGAAGAUGUCAAGCCCAUUUCUUUGUUGAAUACGUUGAAGAAAAACGUAAAUGACAUGAAGUAUUAUCCUACUGAUGUUAGUCUACAUCUUGUUGAUGCUAUUGCUUUGGCUUUUAACUCCUGGACCACCGUAAGAGAAAGCGAAAACGACGUUGAUUUCAUCAAAGAAUUGAUAGAUAGAAGCAAAAGGACCACCAAUAAAGCGUUGGAUCUGCCUGAAGGAUACAGGUCUUUUUGUUAUAACUUGAAAUUAAUCUCAAAGAUUACAGAAAUUCUUUCUUUAUUCUUAUUCACAACAAAGAACGAUAAAUGCAAAAGUCUUAUCAUAGAAUACAUCACUUCCAAUGAAUUCAUUGAUUCUUUGGAAGACCGUUUCUCCAUUAGUGAUUACCAGCCAUCAUUACAUUUACAUGCCCAGGAAUCAUUUGAAAAUACAUUUUCUGGAUUACGUCUUUCUCAAUUUACAGCUGCUCUACCAAAGAGAAACAGACUUGGACUUCAUGACAUUUAUAAUUUCAAUUUGAUGCAAAGACUUUUUGCUGAGAAAAAAGAUUGGCCUUUGAUGAGAGAUCAAUUAAUUGCUUCAAGUCUUAAUUUACAGUAUAUGAAUGCCCAAAUUGCCGUUGCUAAAUCAUCAGGUGCUCUACUUACUGCCUUUUGUAAAAAGGCUCCAGGUCAAUUGAAACCGGGCCAUUUGAAGUUUGUCUCCAACUUAUUAUCAAUCAAUGUUACUGAAGGUAUCCCAGCGGAAUUUUUCCGUGAGAUUUAUCAAGAACGUAUUGAAACGGCAUUUUACCUAUUAUACAGCAUCCAUAAUGUUCCUGAAAUCAAGAAAGAUCCAACAGAUGUAUUUGAGAUUAUAAAAUGUCUUUCCGAAUUGUUGUCUUCAUCCACAAUGGAUUUUUUGAAUAAAUUGACAGGCGAAUCAGUCUCUUAUAAGUCAUUACUUCGAAUGGUUUACAUCUCAUUGAAUUUGAUUAAAAAUGAAUUCACUUUGAUUAUUGAAUAUUUUAGUGUGUUCCAUGAUUUAUUUGGCCUUUUGAUCACUAAAGGUACCAGAAAUAUCUUGAUUGAUCUACAAAAUGAUGUCUAUCUCUCUCGUACCAAUAAGAAUCAUAUUUCUCAUAAGUUGGGACACAGACUCGAUGAUUUACAAUUGUUAUUUUCGAUUUUGAAGGUGUUCAUGAGCUUGAAAUCAAGUCCAUCUUUGCAAAAUUCCAUGGCAUCCCUAGUCAUCGAAAACGGAACAAUUAAGUCAUUGCUUAAUCUUUAUUCAUUUUCUCACUUGAUUGAAGUUAACAAUGAACAUAUUUUUGCACAGUUGAGUUUGAUGUUUAUUCAACAAUUAUUGACUGUUGAUAUUAUUGCUGAACACUUUGUUUCAACUGGUCUUUUGGUUGUGCUUGUUCAAAGCUCUAUUUCGCAACCAAUAAAAAAUGGGGGGAUAAGUAUUUCAAAUGCUCCUCAGUAUCAUAGGAUUUGGACAAACGGUAUACUCCCAACUUACAUAACCAUAUUGGCAAAAUUGGGGCCAAAAGUUAUCCUUGAGUUAUGUUUAGCUUUACAAGCCUUUGGCAAGCAAAUUGAGUUUUGUAUUGAAAGCUGGGCUAAAGAUUCAUCUUCCAUAAGUAUAAGUUCUGCUUUAGUUGCGGAAACUAGCCAGAUCUUACUCGUUUUCCAAAUGUUACAAUCAUCAAACUUUAAGGAAUACUUAGAAACUCUCCAGGAUAGACUACCUGGUAUAAAUUCAUCUGGUCAAAAUUCUGUGGAUAUGCCCAUAUUACCAGGUUUAGACACCGAAGCCAAAAGAGAUGAUUUUGUCGACUGCAUCAAUAACUUAAUUAAACAUCCUAAGUUCUUGUCAUCCAGAAUCGUUCCAAGUUCAAUUGAAGAAGUUCAAAUCAUUGAAAAGGGGGACGUUCUGUUCUCAAGAUUGGCUAAAGUAAUUGUUGAAGAAAUCCGUGAAUUAAAGGAGUUUUUCAACACCGAUUAG